This is a messenger RNA of Letharia columbiana, 315 nucleotides long. RefSeq lists its product as uncharacterized. Lineage: Eukaryota; Fungi; Ascomycota; Lecanoromycetes; Lecanorales; Parmeliaceae. The record is from RefSeq and is a predicted model, not a curated record. The transcript is spliced from 2 exons. The coding region runs from base 1 to 315 and encodes 104 amino acids.
AUGACUGCCCCGUCCGCGUCCGCGUCCGCUGAGGCUCCGCAUGGCGCUGCGCCUACUACACCAGCUUUGGCAAAUGGAAAAGCCAGUGCAGCACCUCCCAAGGUUACUGGCGAAAAUACUGUGGAGCUCGACAAGAUCGCUCCGCCUGAAGACAAGCUACCGCUCCACGAGGAUAUCAUGCAGCUUGCAAGACUGGGAGAGAUAGGCCCCAUCCAAACUCUCUGCGAGACUGGGAAGUUCAAUGCCAGAUACAAAGACCAGGAGGGCAUCACACCACUGCAUAGAAUUCAUAAGCUCUCUUCGAUAGUGAAAUAG